GUUGUACUGGUGAAACCACUCAGUGGACUCAAACUGUAUUAAAAUGGUAAAAGGUGGAAAGCGGUAUUCUUCAAUGAGCAAUGACGGCAAAUGGUUUGCUCAUCCAGUUUUACCAGAAAAUGAAACAAGGAGUCGUGAGACCUGUACAAGCACUGGGAACAUGCUGACUCAGGUUAAAUCAUCAUUGCCUCAGGAUUUGAACUUGGAGCGCUAUCCUAAAUGGAAAACUCAGCAGGAAUCCAGAGAGUAUCCAUUCUCAGGCCAUGACAACAAGCAUUCCUUAAAAGACAACAUCUCUGUAUUCACUCAUGGUGUGGGACGCAGGAAGUGUCUUGAUGAUCACCGACAGCACAACUCCCACUUCUGCCUGUGCCGUGAUGAAAAUGACAGCAGCUCUAGGGAGAACGUCACGGUCUACCAGACUGACUUUAUGGUGAAGCAGGCUGUUAAUGGUCCAACCAGCACCAGACGGUUCCCCCGCAACCACCAGCAGAAGUCUGCAGAGGCCGCUUUGGCACAAGCAGCGGAGCAAUUCAUGUGGUUCGGACGACAUGACUCUGACCUCAAAGACACCCUGCAUGCGCUGGCAGCUAACAACUACUUAGCACCUUCCAAGGACUAAGAUACUACUGAGAUACUUUACUAGAUGGUAUCAUUGAGAAGACAUAGUAUAU
Morone saxatilis (striped sea-bass) is the source of this 674-nucleotide messenger RNA. It is a transcript of the gene tex36, whose product is annotated as testis expressed 36. NCBI's taxonomy places the organism in Eukaryota, Metazoa, Chordata, Actinopteri, Moronidae. The transcript has 4 exons. Bases 44 to 622 code for a protein of 192 amino acids. The record is from RefSeq and is a predicted model, not a curated record.